Molecule: messenger RNA, 420 nt
Organism: Aspergillus neoniger CBS 115656
Lineage: Eukaryota; Fungi; Ascomycota; Eurotiomycetes; Eurotiales; Aspergillaceae
Exons: 2
Coding region: 1-318 (105 amino acids)
Source: RefSeq, a predicted model, not a curated record
AUGCCUAUUGACCUUGAUAAUAUCAGCUUCUACCAUCCCCCCCAAACAUCACAAACUACUGUAUCUGCUUCCCAUUGGAAAUUGUACAAGGCUCCUCCAGCUCCACAUAGCCUUUCACACCCUCUUCCACCCAAGCCCCCUAUCCCUAUAACAAACAUCCUAAUCUCGGGUAAACAGCCAACUGCUAUCCAGCAAUCCCGAAAUCCUACAAAGAAAGAUGAGACUUCAGCAGGAUCAGCAUUUCGCAAUGCGCUUGAUAUCGAACUCAAAAAAGUGAAAACACUUCAGAUGUACCCCAACGUCAGGGCCUGCAUUUGACUCUUGAUAAGUAGAUUAUACGAUGAGCGCACCUUCCUUGGAGUCGGCUAAUACUAUGUACCAAACCACACUCAGUGAGCUUGGAGUCGUUGCAACCGCUGG